Grosmannia clavigera kw1407 is the source of this 3075-nucleotide messenger RNA. Its product is annotated as kinesin light chain. The transcript has 5 exons. NCBI's taxonomy places the organism in Eukaryota, Fungi, Ascomycota, Sordariomycetes, Ophiostomatales, Ophiostomataceae. The record is from RefSeq and is a predicted model, not a curated record. Gene Ontology annotation, molecular function: protein binding. Bases 1 to 3075 code for a protein of 1024 amino acids.
AUGAGAAUACGAGCCUUUGACAAACAGUCAGUUGUCCACCGCCAUUUGAGCAAGAAUUUCCGAGCGCCUCAAAAGUUUGCCUUGCGCGAAGCUCAAGUUUUCCUAAAUGAUCUCCAGGACGUUCUGGGCUGCGUGGAACAAUUUGAAACCACAACGACGGAAAAGGAAGCGGUCGGCGAUCUCGCUCAACUGCUAAGUGACCUCAUCCAAACGGUCGAGCCGUUUCAAGAGCGGACAGCAAAAGGGAAACGAAAGGAAGUUUCCCUGCAAGCACAGUUCAAUGUAGCCAGACGACUACACCUGCAGCAGGUGUCCGAUAGCGUGGAAGCCAUUAUCGACGAGCACGUUGAGUUUGUCCAGGCACUCCCGGCGAUCCUCAAGCGGCCUGGUCAGAGCGGGACGAUUCAUGAUGGUUUUGAUGACGACCGUCUCCAAGACAAGUCCUGGUACAGGGACGUACGCGAUAAUCUGGGUCUCCAGACAGAAACACUCAAGGCCCUGGGAAUGGCCACCGAUAUUCUGACCCUUGACUAUGACACCGGCCACGACAGCGGCCGACCUGUCGUGACGCAGUCCUCCCUGUCGACCAGCCUCCACUUCCAAAUCAAACUGGCAAGACAAAAAGCAAGGCUCUGUCAAAAUUACGCUACACCCGCUAUAGAGAACGGGCUCAUAGUGGCCGAGUCUGUGACGCUGUACAGCCCUCCAAUUCCCAACAAACACUUUGUCAACGUAAGAAACACACGGGACUAUUUUUCUGGCCGGGAGAAGCAGCUGGCACAGCUGGAAGCUGCAUUUGCCGACACGCUGCUUCCACGCCAGCAACGCUUUGUCGUCUACGGGCUGAGCGGGUGCGGGAAGACGGAGCUGGCGUGCAGGUUUGCACAUCAGUCGCGGGAUCGGUUCUGGGGUGUCUUUUUUCCGAACGACCGAGCAGCCAAGGACUGGCUGGUGACGCGAGACCUCCCCUGGCUGCUGAUCCUGGACAACGUGGACGGCGAGGAUGCAGACUUUGCCGACCUCUUGCCCCAGGGUGCCAAGGGCUGCAUUCUCAUCACGACGCGCAACCCGGACUACAAGACGCACAGCAAUGCGGGCAGCCGACACUUGGAGCUGCAGCCGAUGGAGCCAGACGAGGCCGAACUGCUCAUCACCACGGCGGCCGAGGAGCCACGGCCGUGGCGCAAGGUGGUCGUGGACUCGGCUGGCGAGAUCUGCCACGUCCUGGGCUUCUUGCCGCUGGCCCUGGUACAGGCAGCCACGGCCAUCCUGCGCGGUAUCUGCGACUGGCCGCGCUAUCUGGGCUACCAUGAGAUCCAGAUGCAGCGGCUCCGGCGAGUUAAGCACAGCAGCCGGAGUCGAAAACCAUGGGGAAGUCAGGGAGAGGAUGCCGGGAGGCUCGACAAUGGCGACCGAAACAGCUUGAACGUCUUCUCGACGUACGAGAUUCUAUACGAGUCGCUGCUGGCGUCAUGUCGGGAAGAGCACCGCGAUGCAGUCGAGCUACUGCAUGUCUUUUCCUUCUUUCACUUCCAGGACAUCCGCCUGGAGACACUGAUGGCCGCGGCUACGAAUCCGCUGCGAGAAGAAGGCCAGGCCAGGGCCGAUAGCGAAGAGGAGCAGGCGCUUCUGCAGAAGAGUCAAAUGCAGCAGAAGUCCGGCAGCCACCUGCCGCGCCGGCCGUGGGCCAUGAUGUUGCGCGAGUGGCGUGCCUUUGUGUUCUCCAAACUGGCAAUGCCACCAUUUCCGCUUCCGGGAGUCUUGCGCAAUUCAGAAGGCCUGGACCUGGAUGAGCUAGAGGUGGAGCUAGAGAUCCGACUGCGUCUCGCCCUCGGCGCGCUUCUGGAGCGGUCGCUCAUCAUCGCACGAGACAAGGAGUCUGGGCACUACAGCAUGCACCGCUUGGUGCACUGGUGGGUGCGAGAGCGACCUGAGAUGUCCACCGCCCACCAGGCAGUGUGGUGUCACGUCUCGGCGACCACGCUGGCCUGGAGUGUGCGCAGGCCACCGCACGGCGAUGGCGACGACAAAAGCCGGGCCCGGCGCCGGCUGCUGCCACACGUCCGCCACGUUCAGGAAUGCCAGACGGACCUAGAUCGACGGUUGGGGGCGAACGCAGCCAAGCUGAGGCCAUCAUGGUCAUGGUCGUGGCCAAGGGCCGAAAGACAGGUGCAGCUGACUGCUCACCAGUACGGCAGCAGCUGCUACUACAGACGCGUCCAGGCCGAGCAGGAUGUCCGGUUCAGCCGUGUUUACGUCGACACCGGCUGUUUUCAUGAAGCGCGGCUGCUCCAGGAGCGGGCCCUCGCGUUUGUGUCUGGCCGCCUGGGCCGAGACCACCCGUUCGCCAUCCGCCUGUCUCUGCUCCUGUCGGUGACGCUGUGGCAGCUGUCCGAGAUAGACGAGGCCAUGCGGCACCAGCGAGAGGCCCGGGCGCUCUGUAUCGCCACCCUGGGCGAGCACCACCCCCUGACCCUUGACGUCACAGAGCUGCUGAGGUCGGCACUGUACAUGAAGGGCCGCUGGGCCGAGGCCACCAGCCUGCACGAGCGCAACAUCAAGACCCUGCACCUGCUCUACGGCGAGGCGCACGAGAAGACGCUCCGCUGCAUGCGCAAUCUGGCCCGGCUACACUACCACUACAUGGAAUAUGAUCGGGCCACGCACCUGUACCAGACGGCCUGGAGAGGCAUGCGGAAGGCCCUGGGUGAAAGCCACCUGGAGACUCUGACCUGUCUGGAGGAUCUGGCCAUGAGCUACGUACGCUACGACGAGGAGGCCGAGCCUAGCACGACGGCCGGUGCUGACAAUGCUAGUCUUGCGCUGAGCCACGAGCAAAUGGUUGGCCAAACGGUCUGGAUGGUCGCCGUCGGCAUCUGCCAGCUGGCCGUACGGCUCUUUCUCGAUGAGCCGAUAACAGAUGCUCUCAGCGCUGGCAAAUUGCCGGAGCCGCGUCAAUACCUGUGCAUAGACGGUCCUGGCCAGCAGGAGGCCGAUAUGCGUGUCGCCAAUGUUGCGCUCGGCCACGACCAGGCCGGCACGAAUCAUGGCCUCGGCCUCCUCGCUCUGGCCUAG